Molecule: messenger RNA, 8699 nt
Organism: Hyalella azteca
Lineage: Eukaryota; Metazoa; Arthropoda; Malacostraca; Amphipoda; Hyalellidae
Product: tetratricopeptide repeat protein 28
Exons: 21
Coding region: 399-8285 (2628 amino acids)
Molecular function (GO): protein binding
Source: RefSeq, a predicted model, not a curated record
CGUGAGUUCAUCAUGGCUUGUAUGUGAGCUGUCCUUAGCACCGUGAUCAGUAGGGGCUCUUGGCAACUGACAGAUAAGAAGAAGCAGAGGCAUUGACAAGAAUGAUCUCUGCAAAAAGUGUGACAUUCAAGACCAGAGGCAGGGCACUCACAAAUAACACCAACAUCGUUAGCACCGAGUGAAUUGUGAACUCAAAUUUAAAAGUUCAGGGCACUUUUUAGGUGCAUGUCAGACGACCGCAGGAGCCUACAGAUCAGCAAAAGCAAGAUGGCGACGGUGGUAAGCUGUGCAUGAGUGUUGUGCUCAUGAAGUGAAACAGUUGAGUGUGUUACAAGUGAAUAUCAAUUGUAAAAUAUAGAACAUGUUGUGGCUAAAGUGCUCCAUCAAGGACACAGAAGAUGACUUCAAAGGAUAAAGUUUCGCUUGACUUGGAUGGCAGUGAGACAGAACGCAAUGUUGGUGCAAGCGGUGGUAACGGCGCGAGUGGUAGCGGAUUAGUGCAGGGUGGUGGUGGUCAACUCGGCAACAACUUCAUCAGCAACUCCGGUAAUUGCAAUAACAACAACAACAAUGCCUCCUCGAGCGCCACUAGCAGUGGCGCUUGCUCCUCGAGUAACGCAGCCGGCAACUCCGGGGGGAACUGCAAUAAAAAUGUUAGUGGGGUCGCGGCGAGCUCCAAGGCCCUGUUCUUAGAGAAGGUACACGAGAGCACCGCGGCGUGCCAGGCUGGAGACUUCGACACCGCCGUGGCACUCUAUACAGAGGCCAUCGCACUGGACCCUCAGAACCACAUUCUUUACAGCAACAGAUCUGCAGCGCAUAUCAAACUCCAGCAGUUCCAGAAGGCUCUUCAAGACGCCACUAAAGCCAGGGAUCUCAACCCAAAGUGGCCCAAGGCGUACUACAGACAAGGUGUGGCUCUGCAGCACAUGGGCAGACAUGCAGACUCGCUGGCCGCUUUCAGUAGUAGCCUCGCUCAGGACCCCAAAAGUUUGCAGCUUCUGGCAGGACUCGUUGAAGCCGCCAUGAAAAGUCCUCUAAGGACGACUCUAGAGCCAACGUACCGCCAACUGCAGACUAUGCGGCUGGACAAAAGCCCCUUCGUGAUCAUCUCAGUGAUCGGCCAGGAGCUGCUGGCUGCAGGUCACUACAGCGCGGCCGUGGUGGUGCUCGAGGCAGCCCUCAAAAUCGGCACCUGUUCCCUCAAACUCAGAGGGUCCGUGUUCUCUGCCCUCUCCUCCGCUUACUGGGCACUCAACUCCCUCGAUAAAGCGGUAUCAUAUAUGCAACAAGAUCUGUCAGUUGCGAAGUCUCUGGGCGACAUAGCGGGCGAGUGUCGCGCUCAUGGUAAUCUGGGCAGCGCAUACUUCAGUAAAGGCAACUUCAAGGAGGCGCUCACCUCGCACCGAUACCAGCUCGUGCUCGCCAUGAAGUGUAAAGACACACAAGCUGCUGCCUCCGCCCUCACCAGUCUCGGUCACGUUUACACGGCCAUUGGUGAUUUUCCGAACGCGCUGGCGUCUCAUAAGCAGUGCGUGCAGCUCGUGAAACAGAUGGGCGACAAACUGCAAGAGGCCAGAGAAAUCGGGAACGUGGGCGCCGUGUACCUCGCUAUGGGAGACUUCGACAGCGCCGUGGACUGUCAUAUGGAACACUUACGGAUAGCAAAGCAGCUCUCCAAUAAGGUAGAGGAGGCGAGAGCAUACAGCAAUUUGGGAUCGAGUCAUCACUAUAAACGUAACUUCGACCAAGCCAUCGCAUUCCACAACCACGUGCUGAGGAUCGCUCAGGAACUUGGGGACCGAACAAUCGAGGCCCGGGCCUAUGCCGGUCUAGGCCAUGCUGCCCGAUGUCUGGGCGAUUAUACACAAGCACAGAAGUGGCACGAGAAGCAACUCGACAUGGCGUUAACCACCAAAGACAAAGUAGCUGAAGGACGUGCAUGUUCUAAUUUAGGAAUUGUAUAUCAACUCAUGGGAAACCAUGACGCCGCUCUAAAGUUACAUCAAGCUCACCUAAGCAUAGCGAGGCUGCAGCAAGACAGAGCAGGAAUGGGGCGCGCAUACGGCAAUAUUGGCAACGCAUAUUCCGCCAUGGGUUACUACGAACAGGCCAUCAAGUACCACAAGCAAGAGCUAACCAUCAGCAAGGAAGUUAACGAUCGCAUGAGUGAAGCUUCUACUCACGGGAAUCUUGCGGUCGCGUAUCAGGCAUUAGGUAUGCACGAGAUGGCGUUGUUGCACUAUCAUUCUCAUCUCAACAUCGCCAGGGAGCUCAAAGACACAGCUGGAGAGGCUUGUGCUCUCCUCAACCUUGGUAACUGUCACUCGUCGCGAGGAGAGUUUGCCCAGGCCGUACAAUACUACGAACAAUAUCUCAUGUUAUCGCAAGAGUUGCACGAUACGGAAGGAGAAGCUAAGGCCUGCCACUUUCUUGGUUAUGCUCAUUAUUGCUUGGGCAAUUUUAAGGAGGCUAUUCGUUACUACGACCAAGAUUUGGCACUUGCAAAGGAUUUACAGGACCGGAAAUCCAUGGGUCGCGCGUACUGCAACCUUGGCCUCGCUCAUCUGGCGCUCGGCAACUCUGAAACAGCGCUCGAAUGCCAGAAGUAUUUCUUGGCUUUAGCGCACAUGAUGAAGUACCUACAAGGUAAAUUUCGCGCUCUCGGCAACAUCGGCGAUGUGCUGAUGAAGAUGCGCAGCUACGAAGAGGCAGUCAAAGUCUACCAGAAGCAGCUCGUGCUAGCCAAGCAGUCGAGAGACAAGGUCCUGGAGGCCUCAGCCUACGGCGCCCUGGGUCUCGCUCACCGCCUCCUCAAAUGCUUCGACAAAGCACUCGGUUAUCACACUCAGGAGUUAACAAUCCGUCAAGAGAUGGGAGACAUCAAAGGUGAAUGUAAAGCUCACGGCCACCUGGGCGCUGUGCACAUGUCCCUGGCCAACUACACCAACGCCAUGAAGUGCUAUGAGGAGCAGCUCGAGAGGGCCAAGGAACUCAAGGACGCCGCGAUGGAAGCCCAGGCGUUUGGGAACCUGGGCAUCGCGCGUCUCAACAUGGGGCACUACGAAGACGCCAUCGGCUACCUGGAGCAGCAGCUGGCGACGCUCGAGCAGCUCUCCAGUGCCACGGCCAUCAUCGAUAAAGGCAGAGCACUGGGCAACCUCGGCGACUGUUAUGACGCUCUCGGCGACUAUGAUGAAGCCAUCAAAUGUCACGAGCAGAGUUUAACUAUUGGCCUAAAGACGAAGAGUUCAAGAGACCAGGAGCGCGCUUACCGUGGCCUGGGCAACUCUCACCGCUGCGUGGGCAACCUGCAGCAGUCGUUAGUGUGCUACGAGAAGCGUCUUGUUGUAUCACAUGAACUUAACACCGCCACCGCUAAGGCCUCGGCUUACGGAGAACUCGGCAAUAUUCACUCACUUUUGGGCAACUACGAACAAGCCAUCUCGUGCAUGGACCACCAGCUUAAGAUAGCUAGGGAGUUGUUAGACAAACAAGCAGAAGCGGAGGCAGCGUGCGGGCUCGGCUCGGUCUACCAGCAGAUGGGCGAAUAUUCGUCAGCGCUUCAGUACCAUCAGCUCGACCUCAGCAUUGCCGAAGAAAUAAUGAAUCCUGCAGUGCAAGGCCGAGCUCACGGAAACAUCAGCCUGGCGUUUGAGUCUUUAGGAAAUUUCGAAGAAGCAGUACGACAUGGCGAGCAGCAUCUCAGUAUUGCUGCUCAAAUGAACGAUAAGGUUGGCAAAACUCUCGCCUACUCAUCGUUGGGACGCGUGCACCACGCGCUGGGGAACACGACCCAAGCCGUGGCUUAUUUACAGCAAGGCUUGCAGAUCGCCGAGCAGCUGGGACGUCGUGAGGACGAAGCAAAGGUUCGGCACAGACUUGGCAUGGCUCUUUGGAGUCACGGAGAUCUGGAGGCAGCGCAAACACAACUGGAACGAGCGGCCUCUCUACUCGAAACCAUUAGAAGAGAAGCGAGAGGUUCUCAGGAAUAUCGUCUGUCGCUAUUCGACCUCCAGACGGCAUCUUACCAAGCCCUGCAGAGAGUUUUGGUGGGCCUCGCCCGUCACUACGAUGCACUUCUCGUUGCUGAGCGUGGCAGGACGCGUGCUUUUGUUGACUUGUUGCUUGAAAGACAGGGAACUACAUCUUCUUCCAGAGCCAACCGAAUAGAGGAUUCUACUCCUUCUUCUGUAGACCAGAUUGUCGACGUAGUUAACAAGCAGAAAGCAACAGUUUUGUACUAUAGCAUAGCUGCAGGGUACCUCUACAGCUGGCUCAUUGUUCCUAAUAAAGGCAUCGUCAAGUUCCACGAGGUGAACGUCUCAGAGCUUGACGCCGAACGCGAGAGUGACUGCGGAGGAGCAGGAGGAGGCGAAGCAGCGGCCGCGUCAGGCUCGCUGCUCGAGCACUACAUCCAGUCUGUGCGGGACGCCCUGGGCGUCGAGUACGGCACUGGCGCCGGUGGUCGCGCCGGCGUCGGAGGCGGCGGUGCCAGUGAAACAGAGAGUGAAGCUGGAGAAAUGUGGAAUGCUCAUUUGGAAGAACUAGGGGAUAAGUUGAACCAUGAGGCUGACAGAACUGGCUUCCUGAGGAUGGUUAACCGAAAUCACCUGUUUAAUUCAUCGAAUUAUUCUCUUUCUUCUUUGUUUUCUCUGGGGAGUGUAAGCGGGUCCAUCGCAUCGGGAACGGCUUCGCGACCGGGAUCGACGCGGUCCCGGCGUGUCAUGUGGCAGGGGCCGUCGUGUCUGAGGUCGCUGUAUGAGCUGCUUAUCGCGCCUAUGGAGGAAUACUUACCUAAUCCGAGCGUGUCGCGGGAGCUUUUGCUUGUUCUUGAAGGAGAUUUGUACCUGGUGCCUUUCCCGGUUUUGAAAGGUGCUCAAAGCAAUGAUUAUCUCUGUGAAAAGUAUUCCCUGUUAGUCGUGCCGUCAAUCAGCACUUUGAAGGUGUCUCAGCGAGCCAAGAACAACAAGCCUAACGGAGAGCAAACGAACGCUCUGGUGAUCGGUAACCCUAAACUGCCAAGCGCAGUCACUGAACAGUGGGGCUGGGGUGAUAUCCCCUAUGCAGAGCAAGAAUCCUCAAUUGUCGCAGAAAUGCUGCAAACCAAAGCCCUCAAUGGCGUUAAUGCUAGCAAAGAUAGCAUACUGCGUCUCAUAUCACAAAUGGAGUGCAUUCAUUUGGCCACGCACGUCUCGUGGAAACUUUCUGCCAUUAUUUUAUCGCCGGGAGAAUUCGUGGAAUCGCGGGCAUCUAAGCGAUUAUCGCACUCUUCUCAGCCUGAAGCCAUACACGAACACAUCGACGAUGAGGGCUCCGAGAUCGCCUCCACGAUCGACUUACCGGCGCUGUCUGAAUUCCUGCUGACGGCUGCAGAUAUCCUGAACUUGAAGCUGCGCGCAAAGCUAGUGGUGGUGUCGUCGUGUCACACGAGAGAUCAUCACGGCAGGGCCAACAGCGACGGAGUUGUGGGCCUGACGAGGGCGCUACUGGCGGCAGGGGCUCAGUGUGUCCUGGUGUCUCUUUGGCCCGUCCCUGACACGGCUGUCAAGAUCCUAUUUAGAACCUUUUAUUCCUCCCUGCUGCAGGGUGCCCGCGUGAGUCGUGCUCUGUCAGAGGCCCAGCAAACCGUGCAGACCACCAAACAUUUCGCUCACCCCGCCAACUGGGCAGGCUUCCUGCUCGUAGGGGCAGAUGUCAAGCUCUCCAAUAAGGUUGCCCUGAUGGGUCAGGCUCUGAGCGAGCUUCUGCGCACGCCCGACAAGUGCAGGGACGCGCUGCGAGUAACUCUUCAUCUCGUUGAGAAAUCGUUGCAGCGGAUACAUCGCGGCCAUCGCAACGCCAUGUACACGACGCAGCGUUCCAUCGAGAACAAAGUGGGUGCAGUGAGUGGCUGGAAAGAUCUGCUCAUGAGUGUCGGCUUCCGAUUUGAACCUGCAGCGAACGGCAUCCCCAGCAGCGUGUUUUUCCCUCAAAGCGACCCUGGCGAGCGACUGACGCAGUGCUCUGCAAGUCUCCAAGCUCUUCUUGGCUUAUCUUCGACGUCGCUGCUAGCGGUGUCUAAGCUGAUGGUGUCGCCGGACUGCGCCGAGGAGGUGGUGUCGGUGAUGCGGUCCAUCAUGGAGCAGUUCACUGCCAAGGAGCUGGAGGCGGAACCCAUCGAGGUGUCCGUGCCUGUCAAACUGUGGCGUGUCAACGGCUGUCAUGAACUCCUCGCCUCCCUUGGUCUUGAUCUGGUUGACGUUGGCCGCGAAGAAGUUACGCUCAGGACGAGCAAGCUCUCCAACAAGCGGAACAUACAGUUUGCUCACCAGGUUAUGUUGGCUUUAUUCGAUACUCAAGAUACUCCAAAGAGCUUAUCCAUGGAAGUCAACAACAGUUUCGAGUCGAUCACGUCCUCUGAGGAUGAGGAUGAAGACGCAUCUUCGACUGCACCUCCACCGCCAACAGCUCCCAUGUAUCCUCCGAGGUCCGCUCCUCUUCUUCUCGGUCGCGGCGCAUUUUCUUCGUAUGUUCGCAAUAGAGGAGAGCCCGACGGUGCUCGAGCAUCGACCACCGAGCAGAAGGGCCGUGAAAGCGAUGCCGCUUUCACGCCGUCACCAGUUGACCCAGCGACCAGGUACGCGAGGACGUUCAAGUCAUCACAAGGAGGUCCACCAAGCGAUCAAAGCUCUCCUCAGCCCUCACCUAGAAUAUCACUUACCCUGGCGCAUCAAAAUAAGAUUAGAUCUUUGUAUACUUCGACCUCCCCUGCAAGCGAUGGUGGAGCAAAAAGGCCAGACAGCUCGAGCAGCACCAGCAGCAUGACUGACUGGGAGAGUGGUCAGUCCACUGUGCGACGUCAACCGAUGCCGAAACCCGUUCCUGCAGCCAAGCCACCUACCAUUAGCACGAGCCAUCGGGUCAGUGACGUUAGUGCUGGCUUCAGUCGGCCGUCGAGAAUUGCUAUUAACAAAAGCAACUCACAAGCUUCAUCCGGAUUCGAGUCUCAAAGUUCUGAUUCAGAUUUUGGUCCGAAACGAGCCGGAACUGUUAGGAGCGUUUAUACCACAGUCGGAAACGCAGCUACACUGAAAUUAUCCAAGGGAUCAAAUAUGAAUACAUUGGAUCGCUUGAGUGUCCGCACUGAAUUAGGUAAGAAACCAUCUCAAAGCUGCAGGAGAAGAGACAUCAGUGGAGAUAGAGAAUUAAGUUUGAAUGAAAAAGAUUGCCCUCCUUCAACAUCGACAUCAAAUCCUGUGCCGCCUACAAUUCCAACUGAACCUAGACAACCUCCUCCGAGGAAAACGCCAGAAAUUCAAUUAGACUCAAACAUUGGGAAGCUUUUGCGGCCAAGAACAAACCGUGCUGCGACCAUUCAUGAAAAUGAUCCCAUGUACAACUACCGAUCUAAUGAGGACAUGUCCAUUAAAAUCGGUCACAUGGGUCACAAGAGUAUCCAAGACCACAUUAUAGCCACUCAAAUGUCCAGACUUAAUAGAGAAAUGCCAAUUAGUGACGUAUAUCACGAGAGAAAUUUAGGUCUCGGCCUAGCCCCUCCUCUGUCAAAACUCCUUAUGUCGGUCACGCAGCCAAUUGCGCCGUCUGAUAACGGCGAUACUGAGAGCAAAUCUGCUUCUGAAGACAGUUUUGGCAAUUUUGAUAAACUAUCUUUAGCUGAAGACAAUCAGUUAGCUCUCCCUCCGAAACCAGAUUUCAAGCCAAAACCACCUCCUAUCCCACCGAAGAGGUUUGGUCCUAAACCCUGGGUAUCCGCCCACCCCCAUGUUAAUAACAUGGCCAUCAGCCUCGAGGGCAACCCUAAUCAUGCGCACACCCUAAGCGACCUGUCACGUCGCGAUGACGGCGAUGGACGUUCCAUGACAGAUUCGCACUACUCAGGAUAUUCUCCGUCAAGGAACGGCAUUGUAAAAGUUCCAGAACCUCCUGGCCAGGGAAGACUAUUUUUUGAGCUUACUAAUGGGAAGGCUGAAAGAGAAGGAGUUAUAGGGGUGCGAGCGGACGACAAAAUGGGCCCCACAGUGGCUGGUUUACACACAUACGCUGCUUUCAACCCGGCAUAUGAACACGACGAAACCAUCACGGUAGGCUCUAUUGGAACGAGAGUUGGAAACACACAAAUAGCAGAAUACAUGGAACAAGUUCUUGGUGAAGAUUCAGACACCGACCACACGGACAGCAAUGAUGCGAAAACCAAGACUUGCAAGCGAGCACCCAAGCACAACUCACACUGGCAAAAGCCCAUCCAGCACAAACAGAACAACCAACCUUCGUCCUCAUGUUGAAAUUAUCUGCUCCGUAUUUACGCUCCCAAAUGGCGGGUAGAGCGAACUCAUGCAUUUAAUAUUAAUUUAGUGAUAUUCUAAUUUGAAGUCAAUUUUAUACCUGUUAUCUCAACUUGAUAUGAUCUUACGCUUCCAUUUGAGCUCACUCGCUUAUAUGUAAACAUUUUUAGUUGUUUAAGUAAUGUAUUAUUGAAAAUGGUGAGCAAUAUUGAGAUUAGUUAUUCGCUAAUGAAUGGUGAACAGCAAACUCGAGAACUUUGUGUUAGACAUCGUUUCAUGUGAUUGAGUGAGACGAAUUUCAACAUAAAUGUACAUAAUACUCGUCAAUUGUUAUUAGGUAACGUGUAUCAUUGAAGCUUGUAUAUUAUGUCUCAUUGCAUUCAUCAUCUAGACAAAUAAAGCGUGGGAAAUUCA